This is a messenger RNA of Brassica oleracea var. oleracea, 3990 nucleotides long. Its product is annotated as probable lysine-specific demethylase ELF6. Gene Ontology annotation, cellular component: nucleus. The transcript has 7 exons. Lineage: Eukaryota; Viridiplantae; Streptophyta; Magnoliopsida; Brassicales; Brassicaceae. Gene Ontology annotation, biological process: chromatin remodeling. Gene Ontology annotation, molecular function: histone H3K4me/H3K4me2/H3K4me3 demethylase activity. The record is from RefSeq and is a predicted model, not a curated record. The coding region runs from base 271 to 3747 and encodes 1158 amino acids.
UCUCUCUCUCUCUCCUCUUCUUCUUCUCCGUCGUUGCGCAACCGCACAGUUUCAUAUCGUUUCACUCUCCUCUCUCCCUUUACCUCAAGUAACGAUUUUGCCGCUAUUGCUUGUAUCAGUACCAACGGUAUCACAGUGUUGAUUUGGUUAGGAAGCGAAAGUAAAGAUAAUAUCUUUUUUUGUUAAUCGGAAUCUCGAAUCUAGGGUUUUAGAGUGGUAGUUUCCAUGGUGGGUUUAAUCUGAUUUUGGGUGUUUUGAAUUGGCAUUGAGAUGGGUAGUAGUAAUGUCGAAAUCCCCAAUUGGCUAAAGGCCAUGCCUUUGGCACCCGUCUUCAGACCCACAGACACCGAGUUCGCAGAUCCCAUUGCUUACAUCUCCAAGAUCGAGAAACAAGCAAGCGCCUUUGGGAUCUGCAAGAUCGUUCCUCCUAUCCCCAAGCCAUCUAAAAAGUACGUCUUUUGCAACUUGAACAAGUCGCUUCUGAGGUGUCCCGAGUUGGCUUCGGGUGUAGACGUUUCGAAGCGUCUUGGCCAAGAGGAUAGAGCUGUGUUCACCACUAGGCAGCAAGAGCUAGGCCAGGCUAGGAAAAAGACUAAAGAGGGUAGUGAUGUUAAGCAGGUGUGGCAGAGUGGUGGCGUGUAUACGUUGGAGCAGUUUGAGUCAAAGUCGAAGGCUUUUUAUAAAAGCCUGUUGGGGACGGUUAAGGAAGUGUCGCCGGUUGUGGUUGAGGCGUUGUUCUGGAGAGCGGCUUCGGAGAAGCCUGUGUAUAUAGAGUAUGCGAACGAUGUCCCUGGCUCGGCUUUUGGCGAGCCGGAGGGGCAUUUCAGGCAUUUCCGGCAGAGGAAGAGGAGAGGGAGAGGGUUUUAUCAGAGGAAGAAUGGUGAGGAAUCGUUGCCUGAGGUGGCGAAGGCAUCUCUUGCUUCUCCGAGUUUAUCAUCUCAAGAUCCAACCAAGAAGAAGAAUAUGGAUGUUGUUGUUGAUGAAAUGGAAGGUACUGCAGGGUGGAAGCUUUCCAAUAGUUCGUGGAACCUUCAGAUGAUCGCGCGUUCGCCUGGCUCUGUGACACGCUUCAUGCCGGAUGACAUACCUGGUGUAACGUCUCCCAUGGUUUAUAUCGGUAUGUUGUUCAGCUGGUUUGCUUGGCACGUUGAGGACCAUGAGCUACACAGUAUGAACUAUCUUCACACUGGCUCGCCAAAGACUUGGUACGCUGUCCCUAGUGAUUAUGCGCUCGAUUUCGAAGAGGUUAUCCGCAAGAAUUCUUAUGGCAGAAACAUUGAUCAACUCGCUGCUCUCACCCAACUAGGCGAAAAGACAACUCUUGUAUCACCUGAGAUGAUAGUUUCAUCUGACAUUCCUUGCUGUAGGUUGGUACAAAAUCCUGGUGAAUUUGUUGUGACUUUCCCGAGGUCUUAUCAUGUAGGAUUCAGCCACGGUUUUAACUGUGGGGAAGCCGCUAAUUUUGGAACUCCACAGUGGCUCAACGUAGCUAAGGAAGCUGCUGUGCGUAGGGCAGCCAUGAAUUAUCUCCCCAUGUUGUCCCAUCAGCAGCUUCUAUAUCUCUUGACCAUGUCCUUUGUUUCAAGAGUGCCACGAUCGUUGCUACCAGGUGGUCGUAGCUCCCGGCUGAGAGAUCGCCAGAGAGAAGAAAGGGAGUUCCUUGUGAAGAAAGCUUUUGUAGAAGAUAUAUUGAACGAAAACAAGAAUCUAUCUGUUCUACUUGGAGAACCGGGCUCUCGUUUGGUGAUGUGGGACCCUGAUUUACUUCCCCGUCAUAGUGCACUGUCUCUUUCAGCUGCUGGAGUUGCUACCACUCCUGCGGUUUCAUCACCAGCAGAGGCAAAAAGUGAAAUUGAGAAUAAGGAGGAGAACCCUAGUCUUUUAGAGGAAUUGAGUUUGUUCAUGGAGAAGCUGAAAGAUGUGUACUACGACGACGAUGAUGGUCAGCUUAAUGAUUUCCAAAUCGAUUCUGGAACGUUGCCAUGUGUGGCGUGCGGCGUUCUUGGCUUCCCCUUUAUGUCUGUGGUACAGCCUUCUGAAGACGCAUUAAAAGAUCUCUCAGAGAGACAAGGAGAGAUAGAUGCUCUGGAAAAUAAGGCAGAGUCAUCAGAAACAUCUGACUGUGAAUGGAACACGUCAUCCAGAUAUGUAAGACCUCGCAUAUUCUGCCUCGAACACACUAUUGAACUUCAGAGACUGUUGCAGUCAAGAGGUGGACUGAAGUUCCUUGUAAUUUGCCAUAAAGACUUUCAGAAAUUUAAGGCGCAUGCGGCUAUAGUGGCAGAGGAAGUGAAAGUCCCUUUCAGAUAUGACGAUGUCUUGUUAGAGAGUGCGUCUAAAGAAGAGUUGAGUCUAAUUGAUCUAGCAAUCGAAGGUGAAGAAAACAACGAACACGGCGCAGACUGGACCUCCAAACUCGGCAUAAACUUACGGUACUGUGUCAAAGUGAGGAAAAAUUCGCCUACUAAUAAGAUUCAGCAUGCGCUGUCGCUAGGUGGCUUGUUCUCGGACUCGAGCCAUGUGCUGGAUAUGUCAACUAUCAAAUGGCUGCAGCGAAAAUCACGCUCAAAAGCUAAGCCCUGCUCCACGUCAUGUUUCACACCUCGUGAAUUAGGGGAGAAAGGAAGAAAAGAUCACCCAGUACUCGAGAAAGAAGAAGUUGAAUCACAAGGGGGAAGAAAGGAGGAAAAGAUCAUCCAGUACUCGAGAAAGAAGAAGUUGAAUCCCAAUUCCAAUAGGUCACGUCAUGAUAGGGGAGUUGAUUCUGAGGUGAACAAUGAGGUUGGAGACUCUGCUGAUUUAACUUCCGUAACCAGAGAGCACCAGGGACAUUCUGUGACCAGUAAUAACCUCCGUGGUGUUGAUGAAGCGGCUGAAAUGAGCGAUCAAGGGUUCAAAGAAGCUAGAACUACUAACGCUAACAUUGAGGAGGAAGAGCAAUCACAGGUGGUGCUACCUACCAAUAGAGAAGCACAUUCUUCAGCUCAAGUUGGUUUUGAAGUUGCUGAAACCAACAUUGCCAGUGAGAAGAUAGUUGCGGGCAUGGUCCGUGACGAUGAACCUCUGGCAAGCAACGGUGAUCAAGCUUCUUCAAGUGGCUUGCAAGCUGCAGAUAAUGAAAAUAGCACGGAGAGCGAAGUCGCAAGCUCAGGUGACACCAAGGUUGUCGUGGAAGCAAAGAAGAAGCGGAAAAUAGAAAUAGACUCUGAGACGAAUGAUUAUCAUCCAGAGAGUAGCAUUGGUUUCAUAAAGAGUCCUUGUGAAGGGUUGAGGUCAAGGGGCAAGAGGAAAGUGACAUGUGAAAAAACUUCAUUCAAUCUCAAUGAAGCUAGCGAUGAAGAGAAGAAACACACUGCGAAAAGGCUCAAGAAAACUCCAAAUACUGGCUCAACGACAACUCAGCACAACCUUUGUUACCUAGAGGGAUGCAAGAUGACGUUCAAGAGCAAAGCGGACUUAGCAGCUCACAAGAGAAACCGCUGCACGCACGAAGGGUGCGGGAAGAAGUUCAGGGCUCACAAGUAUCUGGUGCUUCAUCAGCGCGUUCAUAACGAUGAUAGACCGUUCGUGUGUCCUUGGAAAGGAUGUUCAAUGAAUUUCAAAUGGCAAUGGGCGAGGACUGAGCAUUUGCGUCUGCACACGGGAGAGCGACCGUACAAAUGCAAAGUCGACGAGUGUGGGCUGUCGUUUAGGUUUGUGUCGGAUUAUAGCCGUCACAGACGGAAGACGGGCCAUUAUGUGACAUAGAGAUUGAGGGGGGGAUGCAAGAGAGGUUAAAAGAGCCUCUCUCUGUGGAAUUAUUGUAAACUUUAGUUCUUGGUUGUUGUUUUACUUUUUAGUUUGAUUGUCUAGUGUUUCAUGUCUCUUUCUGUAGUGUUUCAUUUUUCAUGAAGGUUGCCUCACACUCUUUUGUUUUUGCUUUGUUGUUUUAACUAAGUCACAAUCGGCUUUUAAAAUGGUUGUUAAUGUGAAUGAUUCUCGUACAAAAUC